Messenger RNA from Capra hircus (goat), 1963 nucleotides. RefSeq names its product transmembrane protein 199 (gene VMA12). The record is from RefSeq and is a predicted model, not a curated record. The transcript has 6 exons. The coding region runs from base 39 to 644 and encodes 201 amino acids. Gene Ontology annotation, cellular component: endomembrane system. NCBI's taxonomy places the organism in Eukaryota, Metazoa, Chordata, Mammalia, Artiodactyla, Bovidae. Gene Ontology annotation, biological process: vacuolar proton-transporting V-type ATPase complex assembly.
CUCGGUUCUGGGUCACGUGACCGUAAAGUCGGCUAGUAAUGGCGUCUUGCUUGUUAGCUGGCGAGCGAUUUGUACGCGCUCUGGGUCCUGGUGGGGAGCUGGAGCCAGAGCAACUGCCCGGGAAGCUGCGAGCAGAGCUUGAGGCCGCUCUAGGGAAGAAGCACAAGGGCGGCAAUCGCCCGGCUCGCCUGGUUUCUUUCCGCCUGAUCCGGGAUCUGCAUCAGUACUUGAGAGAAAGGGGUUCCAAACUAUACCUUCAUGAGCUCCUAGAAGGCAGUGAAAUCUAUCUCCCAGAGGUUGUGAAGCCGCCUCGGAACCCAGAGCUAGUUGCUCGUCUGGAAAAGAUUAAGAUACAGCUGGCCAAUGAGGAAUAUAAGCGGAUCACCCGCAAUGUCACCUGUCAGGAUCCAAGGCAUGGCGGAACUCUCAGUGACCUGGGAAAGCAAGUGAGGUCAGUGAAGGCUCUGGUCAUCACCAUCUUCAACUUCAUUGUCACGGUGGCGGCUGCCUUCGUCUGCGCUUACCUUGGAAGCCAGUAUAUCUUCACAGAAAUGACCUCGGUACUAGAGGCUCCAGAGCUGGAAGCUGGUCUGCAUCCCAUAAGCCUGAUUCUCUCCCUUCCCAGCGAGUACUGGCUGCCUUGAUCGUGGCCUCUGUGGUGGGUCUGGCCGAGCUAUAUGUCAUGGUGCGGGCGAUGGAAGGCGAGUUGGGAGAACUGUAACUGUGCUUCCUCAUCGAAGUCCGGAGACUCCAGGGUCUCAGCUGCCAGUUGCUGAUUCUCAGUCAGUGAUUCGUACUCUGCCAAGCCAAGGCCACAUGCUCUUCCUACAGGACAGCCCCAUCCUGUCAGUUAACAGAGGGGGCUGUAGAGGAGACUCAGACAACAACAGGAAAGAACUGGUCUGUCCGUACAUUUUCCCGAAGCCAGUGCCCAUCUGCCUUCUACUGUCCAUUCUGGGUGUUGCUGGGGCUGGUUUUUUUCCCCCACUGGAAUCAAAGAGAAUCUAGGCCUUUCCAGAAGUAGACCAUACUGCCUUGAACUUGCCCAGGUGCACAAGUCAGUGUUCGUCCUUGCUCCACAUAUCAUGAUGCAGACCUGUAAUUUAUAUCAGAAGACUCCAAUAAAGCAGAGGGAUUCGCUUUCUGCAGUUUAUGCUGGAAGAGGAACUGAUCAGAGGACAUCAACUAAGAGAAAGCCAGUUGGUACAGGAUGGUGCAAUUGUACUCAAAGCAACUUUUUGGAAUCUUAGUUUCCGCCUUCAUCUUUUUCCUUCUGCUGGCCUUGUUCAGAUUUUCUAUGUUUCUGCUGGUCUUCACUAUUCAUCAGCCCUCCUUCAACUUCCCACCUUCCGGUCACCCUUUGCUCUGCUUCCAAAAAUGACAAAAGUUCAGAUAGCAAAGCAGUAUGUCUGCUUUUAAUUGCAAAACCCCUUGUACUUGUUUGUAUUUGUAAGGAGAGUAUGUCUACUGUGAAUUGUCUCAGCUAAUGAAGGGAGAGAUUCUUUGUAGACUGGUGACUGUUUUUAGAUUGAACUGUGUGUAAUUUAUAUGAGCAUACACAUAACAAAAGUAUAUGGUAUGUGUACAUAUUGUUAUCCAUAAGCCUGUUACAGGUUAUUUAUACGGAUUCUUGAACAUAUUUGGGUAAGUGCAAAAAAUAGUAUGUAAAAUUGUUUUACAUGAUUGCUUUUGGUCUUCAGAACUAUUCCGGAGGUUAGACAAGGAAGCAGUUUUAGGUACCUUUUCCGGAAGACAAAACUGAGGCUGAGAGAGGUCAAAUGACCCUCAGCAGUCCUUUUUCUGUUAAAAGGAGCCAAAGACUCCUAGGUUAUCUUGAAGUCUCUGUGUAAUGUUACAUUUUUAAGAACUUAGAUUAGUGGUGUGUUGAUGGAAUCUGUAUAAGACUUUUAGAAAUUACAGUGGCAUUAUUAUUUAUACAAUAAAUAUCUAUCAAAUCAGCAUA